Leptosomus discolor (cuckoo roller) is the source of this 3357-nucleotide messenger RNA. The record is from RefSeq and is a predicted model, not a curated record. Lineage: Eukaryota; Metazoa; Chordata; Aves; Leptosomiformes; Leptosomidae.
AUGGGUUUGUUGAACCCUCCCAAGUGUACUUUGACGAGUGGCAGUACUGACACCAAGCAUAUUUUGAUGAGUGCUCAUGCUGACACAAGUGACUUGCUGUCUUCUGAAUAUCUUGAGAGGCAUAUUGAGCAAGGUGGGAAGACAGUGGAAGUUAAAGGAGGAGAACAUUGCUAUUAUCAGGGAGAAAUUCGAGGAAAUCCAGUAUCAUUUGUUGCCUUGUCAACAUGCCAUGGAUUACAUGGGAUGUUCUAUGAUGGAAAUCACACCUACCUUAUUGAGCCAGAUGAAAACUACACUUCUGAUGAUGACUUCCAUUUCCACUCUGUCUACAAAUCCAAGUUGUUUGAGUUUCCUUUGGAUGACCUGCCAUCUGAGUUCUGGCAAACGAAUACUACGUCACCGAAGUUUGUCGUAAAGCCAAGACAUAAAAGAAGUAAAAGGCAGGUUCGACGGAUUCCACGUAAAGUUGAAGAGGAAACAAAAUACAUUGAGUUAAUGAUUGUAAAUGAUCAUCUAAUGUGUAAAAAGCACCGCUUGUCAGUCGGCCAUACAAACAGCUAUGCUAAAUCAGUUGUGAACAUGGCAGAUCUAAUAUAUAAAGAACAACUUAACACCAGGAUAGUAUUGGUUGCCAUGGAAACCUGGGCUACUGAUAACAAGUUCACCAUAUCUGAAAACCCCGUGGUGACCCUACGUGAGUUUAUGAAAUAUAGGAGGGAUUUUAUCAGAGAGAAAAGUGACGCAGUUCACCUUUUUUCGGGGAGUCGAUUUCAGAGCAGUCGAAGUGGUGUAGCCCACACUGGUGGAAUCUGCUCCUUGCUUAAAGGCGGAGGUGUGAAUGAGUUUGGAAAGCCAGACUUAAUGGCAGUUACUCUGGCACAGACCUUGGCCCAAAACAUUGGCAUUUUCUCAGACAGAAGAAAACUUAUAAGUGGUGAAUGUAAGUGUGAGGACACGUGGUCUGGAUGCAUAAUGGGAGACACGGGGUAUUAUCUUCCAAGCAAGUUCUCCAAGUGUGAUAUUGAAGAGUAUUAUGAGUUUUUAAACAAUGGAGGUGGAGCCUGCCUUUUCAAUAAACCAACCAAACUUCUGGAUCCCCCAGAAUGUGGCAAUGGCUUCGUGGAAGAUGGAGAAGAGUGUGACUGUGGGACGAUAGCGGAGUGUGCCAGCGAAGGAGGAGAGUGCUGCAAUACUUGCACCUUGACGGCAGGCUCCCAGUGCAGCAACGGGCUCUGCUGUCGGAAAUGCCGGUUUGAACCUAAAGGAGUUUUGUGCCGAGAAGCAGUCAAUGAUUGUGAUAUUGCAGAGAACUGCACAGGAAAUUCCAGUCAGUGUUCUCCCAAUAUUCAUAAAAUGGAUGGAUAUUCAUGUGAUAACAAGCAGGGUAUUUGUUUUGGAGGAAGAUGUAAAACCAGGGACCGACAGUGUAAAUAUAUCUGGGGUGAAAAAGUGACAGCUGCUGACAGGUACUGCUAUGAGAAGCUGAAUAUUGAAGGGACUGAGAAAGGGAACUGUGGAAGAGACAAAGAUUCUUGGAUACAGUGCAAUAAACAGGAUGUGCUUUGUGGGUACCUUCUGUGCUCCAAUAUAUCCAGUGUGCCUAGACUUGGAGAACUUGAUGGUGAAAUCACAUCGUCAGUCUUGCAGUUUGGAAAAGUCUACAAUUGCAGUGGUGGCCAUGUGAAGCUAGAUGAGGAGACGGACCUGGGCUAUGUGGAAAACGGGACGCCGUGCGGGCCGAACAUGGUGUGUCUUGACCAUCGCUGCCUCCCCACUGAGGCCUUUAACUUCAGUACCUGCCCAGGCACCACAGACAGCCAAAUUUGUUCAGGACACGGGGUUUGUAGCAAUGAAAUAAAGUGUGUCUGCGACCGAUUCUGGGGAGGAGAUGACUGCAAUUCUCGUAUCAAAGAUGAUAUGUAUUUUGAUAAAGAUGCCAUGAAUAAAGGUGUUGUUAGCACAAAUAUAAUAAUAGGGGCUAUUGCUGGCACCAUUUUAGUGUUGGCUCUCGUUUUAGGAAUAACUGGUUGGGGUUACAAAAACUACAGAAGACAGAGACAAAUACCCCAGGGCGAUUAUGUAAAAAAGCCUGGAGAGGCCGACUCUUUUUAUAGCGACAUGCCUCCUGGAGUCAGCACAAACUCUGCAUCUAGUUCUAAGAAGAGGUCUGCUUUUCUGUCGCAUUUUCAGAUUUCUACCUGUUCCAUCACCCAUUAUUCCAUUAGUCAGAACAUUUCAUUGUUUUGCAGCAGGUCAAAUGGAUUAUCUCAUUCCUGGAGUGAAAGGAUCCCAGACACAAAACAUAUUUCAGACGUUUGUGAAAAUGGGAGGCCUAGGAGUAAUUCUUGGCAAGGUAAUGUAGGAGGAAACAGAAAGAAAAUCAGAGGCAAAAGAUUUAGGCCACGAUCUAAUUCAACUGAGACACUGUCUCCUGCAAAGUCCCCGUCUUCGUCCACUGGAUCUAUUGCUUCCAGCAGAAAAUACCCUUACCCGAUGCCACCACUGCCUGACGAGGAGAAAAAGGCCAACAGGCAAAGUGCCAGGCUAUGGGAGACAUCCAUUUAGCUGCACUGUUUUCCUGGGGUGACAUCUGAACUGUUUACUUCGAAUUUUAUAGAAACUCGGCAUCGCUGAGUCACUGCACGUUCAUCUGCUCUUCAGACAAUUCAAAAGAUCAACAGAGAUGCCCGUGAUCACAGUGAGAACCUCCUCUCAUCUGGAAGGGAAAAAACCAGUCCUUUUUCUUUCUUUCUUUUUUGUUGACUAGUAUUUUCUGGAUUUGAUGAACGACCAAAAUCAUAACAACUAACAGGGGAUAAUUAGCCAGGACAUGACAAGGUUAUUCUGCAUGGUGACAGAUACACUUACCUAGAAUCCCACUGCAGUUUGCCAGGCCCACAUAAGAGAGGUUUUUCUCUGGUUUAUUGCAGUCCCCAGUCAGACCAGAGUGGAACCGGGAAAGUAUCUCCCGGAGAGCCCAGCUGAUGUAAACUUGUACGCUGUAUGCAUGAACCUUGUGUUCUUUACUUUCCACAUGUAAGGAAAUAAACAACAUACUGUAGUAGAAAUUAGCAUGCAGGAGUAAGAAAUAUAGGAAUUUUUUUUUGUGACAGGAUUUCAAGCUUUGAAAGGCAAAUAUUUGACACAAACAUCAAACAAACAAGGAUUAUAUCUUUUUUUUUUACCUUACAUGUUUGUAAUCUCAGUAUACAGAUUGUAUAUAUGUAAACAUUUGAUAAUGUCAAAAAUAGCUGUUAUAUACAUAAUUGUAUUUUGCCAAAUGCCUAAAGAAACAGUCAUGACUAACAUCAUCACCCUUCAGAUUUUCUAAUAUUACGAGUAGACAUCUUUGGAAAU